Messenger RNA from Ruditapes philippinarum (Manila clam), 2138 nucleotides. RefSeq lists its product as uncharacterized. The transcript has a single exon. Lineage: Eukaryota; Metazoa; Mollusca; Bivalvia; Venerida; Veneridae. The record is from RefSeq and is a predicted model, not a curated record. The coding region runs from base 667 to 1227 and encodes 186 amino acids.
AGAAUUGAUUUAGUAGUCAAUGCUUCAGCCUUGUUGUACAGACCUACAAGAUGCAAUACGGAACUUCUUCCAGACAUCGUACUUACAUCUAAUUGGAUAAAAAUAAUGGAAUACCUUUGGAUCCCAUCCGUUUAUUACAAAACAAAUAAUAAGAUUUAACAUUCUGAAGAAAAAUCAAAAUGUAUGUCUGCAUGAAAGAAAUUGACCGAAUGUUGAAGUGGAUAGUUCCAAAUAUAGUCAGGCAGUAACAAGUCGUACUGCUACAUUUCCAUAGUAUGAUUAUUCAAAUUUUAUACUUAAAUUAUAUAAUAAAAUAUAUAGUAAUGAUGAUAUGCUUAUUCUUUCAGACAAACCGUCAAUGACAUAUUGAAAAUCUUAACACCUGUAGCGUUGUCUGAUAGACGAACUGGUAGACUAGUGAGAAGAGUGUACUCAGUCAGAGGUCCAAAUCAAAUAUGGCAUUGUGAUGGCUAUGAUAAGCUGAAACAAUUCGGGUUUUGUUUACAUGGAGCUAUUGACGGAUGGUCUAGAAAACUAGUUUGGUUGGUGGUAGGCCGUACAAACAAUGACCCUAAUGUUGUGUGCACAUAUUACUUGAAAGCAGUAAGAAAACUUGGCAUAAUUCCACAUAGUCUAAGAUUAGACGCUGGCACAGAAAACGUUGCUAUGGCAGAUGUUCAUGCGCUACUUCGACAAGAGCGAGAUGAUGAACUUGUCACAAAUUGCGUAAUAAUUGGAAAGUCAGUUCACAACGAAAGGAUUGAAAGAUUUUGGAGUUACUUAGGCAUGACUUAUACAAAGACAUAUCAAGAUCUAUUCAAAGACAUGGUGGCAUGUGGUAUUUUAAAUCUCAGUAAUGCCUUCCACAUUGAAUGUCUGAGAUUUUGUUUUAUGCCUGUGAUACAGUCUGAGCUACAGCUAGUUUUGGAGACAUGGAAUGACCAUAGGAUAAGAAAACAGACUAAUCAAUGUAUUGUUGGGCGUCCAUCGUUUCUGUAUGAUUGUCCUGAAGAAUAUGGUGCACAAGACCAGAGUAAACCGGUUGACCGUAACUUGUUAAAUAAUUGUCAAGAAAUAUUUUCAAUUAAUUUACCAGAAAUGGGAGCUUCAGAUGAAUUUUCAGAAAUCGCCCUGGAACUGAUGUUGUUGCAUAAUCUUCAACUACCUUCCACUCUUGACGAUGCAAUGAUUUUGUUUGAAAGGUUAUACGAGUUAAUGGAAUUAUAGUAAUCGGGUUUUUCCGAUUUAGAUAAUACUAUGUUACAUAUGGACCAUAUACACAAGAAAUAAACUUAGCUUUCAACCAACAUAAAUCGACCAUUUGUUGGAAAUUUUCAAUUGAGAAUACAUGUACAUGUAAUAUGGACAUUUCUUUUCUUUUCAAAUUCCAUCAAUUUUCACCAUAACAUCACGCAAGAUAAAUAAAUAAACUAGGAACUAGGAAAUCAAUAUUUUUAAUUUCAAUAAAACUUUUUAUUUAAAGAAACUUUUACACUGCCAUGCCCCAAUAAGGGACCAUCCUGAUAAUGAUAACACAUUUAAAAGGCUUAAAUAUUUUUUUUGUAUUAGCAUUCAUUGAAUAGAAAUAGAUGACCGGUAAACACUUCAAAUUAAUGUCAGAUCUCUAGAAAGAACUGUUUUUUUAAAUACACUUCAUAUAUAUACUUAAUAUAGUAUAUUUACUAGGUGGUAUAUUUGCAAUCUUUACAAAUGAUUGAAUACGGUGUGUUUAAUUUGCAAACACUUUUGCUUAUCAUUUACGUAUGCUGGUGUUUGUUAUUUUUACACAAUAAGCAUGAGGCUUUUAAAUAGCAGCAUUUUAAAAAAGAAGUACAUGUUGUAUCAUUAAUUGAAUAAAGUUUGUAACCUUAAAGUUGCGAAAUUCCCUUUCCGCAUCAUUUUAUAAUAAACAGAAAAAAUACAAUGUAAAUAAAAUUAUAGAUAUCACCUCUCAAUAAGACUUCUUAAAGAUACAGAAUAUAUAAAAGUGGUGAUUAAAGUGAAUAUGUGUAUACAUUUUAUAUAUGGUUAUACAAAACAAUAGCUCAAAUAUAAUCUGGUAAUAAGAAUAUUUUUUAUACAGAUGCUAUUAUAAAACAACAAAAGAUCACUGUUCCAGCAAUGCAAUUAAAACUAAA